AUGUCGAACCUCCCGCGCUCCCAGCCGUCGCAAUCGCGCCUCAGCACCGUGCCCUCGCAGAAGCCGCGUCAACUCUCGCACCUACAAGCGCAACUCGCGCAACUGACGGCGAAUAUGGCGGAUCUGGAGAGCCUGAUGAGGAUGACUGCAGGCCAGGCGCAGGAUAUGCGGGGAUUGGGAGGGUAUGCCGGUGGAUUUAGAUUCAUGGCCGCUUCGAAAGUCCUGGGCGAAGAGACGGUUAAGGGAGGGGAUGACAAGGGCGGGAAAGAUAGCGAGAAGUGA
Molecule: messenger RNA, 282 nt
Organism: Parastagonospora nodorum SN15
Lineage: Eukaryota; Fungi; Ascomycota; Dothideomycetes; Pleosporales; Phaeosphaeriaceae
Exons: 2
Coding region: 1-282 (93 amino acids)
Biological process (GO): attachment of spindle microtubules to kinetochore
Cellular component (GO): DASH complex
Source: RefSeq, a predicted model, not a curated record